AUGAAUGAGGUGCGGAGUCAAUAUAUACAAGAGGAUAUUACCGGCAACAAUGAUGAAUGUAAAGAGGUUGAUGGAAUGAAAUAUGGAGGAGAAGAAGAAGAAGAAGAAGAAGAAGAAGAAGAAGAAGAAGAAGAAGAAGAAGAAGAAGAUGAUGAUGAUGAUGAUGAUGAUGAUGAUGAUGAUGAUGAUGGUCAGGAAGAUGGAGAGAAAGGUGAAAAGGAGGGUGAACAUGAGGAGGUAAGCAGGAAGAGAGAGGCCUGGGGAUUUUGGCAGGAAGAGAACAGGCUUCGCUUACCUGUUUCUGGCUAA
Molecule: messenger RNA, 309 nt
Organism: Talaromyces marneffei
Lineage: Eukaryota; Fungi; Ascomycota; Eurotiomycetes; Eurotiales; Trichocomaceae
Exons: 2
Coding region: 1-309 (102 amino acids)
Source: RefSeq, a predicted model, not a curated record